Trichoderma reesei QM6a is the source of this 1263-nucleotide messenger RNA. RefSeq lists its product as uncharacterized. The coding region runs from base 1 to 1263 and encodes 420 amino acids. Gene Ontology annotation, biological process: transmembrane transport. Gene Ontology annotation, cellular component: fungal-type vacuole membrane. Lineage: Eukaryota; Fungi; Ascomycota; Sordariomycetes; Hypocreales; Hypocreaceae. The transcript has a single exon. Gene Ontology annotation, molecular function: transmembrane transporter activity. The record is from RefSeq and is a predicted model, not a curated record.
AUGACAUCUCCCGACGAAGCGCCUUCAUCAUCGCCUCCUCCUGCUACUCCGACUGCGGUGCCAGAUGGCGGACUCAACGCUUGGCUCCAGAUCCUUGGCGGAUGGGUGGUGAUGGCGGCGACUUGGGGCCUCAUCAAUGCCUUCGGCGCAUUCCAGACGUACUACCAGACGGUGAUGCUCACGUCGGAGUCGGCGUCGACCAUUUCUUGGAUCGGAUCUCUGCAAGCAUGUCUCUUGUUCCUUGGAGGAUUCGUUGCAGGACCGCUGUUUGACGCCGGAUACGUUACGUCGCCACUGAUCGGAGGACUGCUUUUGAUAUGCUUCGGGAUGUUCAUGACGUCUCUAUGUACAACGUACUGGCAGGUUCUGCUUGCGCAGGGAGUCUGCGUCGGCAUCGGGAUGGGCUUGACGUUUCUACCCUCCACGGCCAUCCAGUCGCAAUAUUUCCUGAAGCGACGAGCGUUCGCCAUGGGCGUUGCCGGAACGGGCUCUCCAGUUGGCGGCAUCAUCUUUCCAAUCAUCUUCAGCCAUUUGCUUCCCAAGAUUGGCUUUGGGUGGACGACUCGAGUCAUUGCAUUCAUCAUCUUGGGGCUUUGUGUCAUACCGGUUGUGUUCAUGCGCCCCCGUGUGUCGACCUCGGGUCGCAUCCGCUCUCUAGUUGAUAACUCGGCUUGGAGGGAUCUGUCGUUUAUGAGCUUCGUCGUCGGCAGCGUUUUGAACUUUCUCGUCCUUUACACCGCAUUCUUCUAUCUGCAAGUCUAUGACGAGCUCAACCAUCUGUCGAGCUUGGAUUUUGCACCAUACACGGUCACGUUGCUCAACUUUGGAAGCAUAUUUGGUCGGCUUUUGCCCAUGUACCUCAGCGACAAGUACGGAGUGCUCAACGUCAUGAUCUUUUCCACCUUUGCCUCUGGAAUCCUGGCCUUUGGCUGGAUGGGCAUCAAGAACCUAGGCGGCAUCGUUGUAUUUGCCAUUCUCUAUGGAAUCACUUCCGGGGCAACAGUUACUGGGACGCCGGUUGUCAUCAUGACCCAGACCGCAGAUAUAUCACGAGUCGGCACUCGCUUGGGAAUGGCCUUUGUGUUUUUCGGAGUAGCAAUUCUUGUCGGGACGCCUAUCGCAGGGGCCAUCUUUGGGGAUUUUACACAUACUCGCUGGCUGGGUGGUAUUGGCUAUUCGGCUGGUGGGCUCAUAUUGGGCACGGCCUUUAUGUGUGUGGCCUGGUUCCCUUUGAGAGAGCGGAAAGGGACUUGGAAAAUUUAG